This is a messenger RNA of Closterium sp. Naga37s-1, 5121 nucleotides long. The record is from the annotation of a GenBank genome assembly. Lineage: Eukaryota; Viridiplantae; Streptophyta; Zygnematophyceae; Desmidiales; Closteriaceae.
AUGCCUUCCCCCUCUCAUGCCUUCCCCCUCUCAUGCCUUCCCCCUCUCAUGCCUUCCCCCUCUCAUGCCUUCCCCCUCUCAUGCCUUCCCCCUCUCAUGCCUUCCCCCUCUCAUGCCUUCCCCCUCUCAUGCCUUCCCCCUCUCAUGCCUUCCACCUCUCAUGCCUUCCCCCUCUCAUGCCUUCCCCCUCUCAUGCCUUCCCCCUCUCAUGCCUUCCCCCUCUCAUGCCUUCCCCCUCUCAUGCCUUCCCCCUCUCAUGCCUUCCCCCUCUCAUGCCUUCCCCCUCUCAUGCCUUCCCCCUCUCAUGCCUUCCCCCUCUCAUGCCUUCCCCCUCUCAUGCCUUCCCCCUCUCAUGCCUCCCCCCUCUCAUGCCUCCCCCCUCUCAUGCCUCCCCCCUCUCAUGCCUUCCCCCUCUCAUGCCUUCCCCCUCUCAUGCCUUCCCCCUCUCAUGCCUUCCCCCUCUCAUGCCUUCCUCCUCUCAUGCCUUCCCCGUCUCAUGCCUUCCCCCUCUCAUGCCUUCCCCCUCUCAUGCCUUCCCCCUCUCAUGCCUUCCCCCUCUCAUGCCUUCCCCCUCUCAUGCCUUCCCCCUCUCAUGCCUUCCCCCUCUCAUGCCUUCCCCCUCUCAUGCCUUCCCCUCUCAUGCCUUCCCCCUCUCAUGCCUUCCCCCUCUCAUGCCUUCCCCAUCUCAUGCCUUCCCCCUCUCAUGCCUUCCCCCUCUCAUGCCUUCCCCCUCUCAUGCCUUCCCCCUCUCAUGCCUUCCCCCUCUCAUGCCUUCCCCCUCUCAUGCCUUCCCCCUCUCAUGCCUUCCCCCUCUCAUGCCUUCCCCCUCUCAUGCCUUCCCCCUCUCAUGCCUUCCCCCUCUCAUGCCUUCCCCCUCUCAUGCCUUCCCCCUCUCAUGCCUUCCCCCUCUCAUGCCUUCCCCCUCUCAUGCCUUCCCCCUCUCAUGCCUCCCCCCUCUUAUGCCUUCCCCCUCUCAUGCCUUCCCCCUCUCAUGCCUUCCCCCUCUCAUGCCUUCCCCCUCUCAUGCCUUCCCCCUCUCAUGCCUUCCCCCUCUCAUGCCUCCCCCCUCUCAUGCCUUCCCCCUCUCAUGCCUUCCCCCUCUCAUGCCUUCCCCCUCUCAUGCCUCCCCCCUCUCAUGCCUCCCCCCUCUCAUGCCUCCCUCCUCUCAUGCCUCUCAUGCCUUCCCCCUCUCAUGCCUUCCCCGUCUCAUGCCUUCCCCCUCUCAUGCCUCCCCCCUCUCAUGCCUUCCCCCUCUCAUGCCUCCCCCCUCUCAUGCCUCCCCCCUCUCAUGCCUUCCCCCUCUCAUGCCUUCCCCCUCUCAUGCCUUCCCCCUCUCAUGCCUUCCCCCUCUCAUGCCUUCCCCCUCUCAUGCCUUCCCCCUCUCAUGCCUUCCCCCUCUCAUGCCUUCCCCCUCUCAUGCCUUCCCCCUCUCAUGCCUUCCCCCUCUCAUGCCUUCCCCCUCUCAUGCCUUCCCCCUCUCAUGCCUUCCCCCUCUCAUGCCUUCCCCCUCUCAUGCCUUCCCCCUCUCAUGCCUUCCCCCUCUCAUGCCUUCCCCCUCUCAUGCCUUCCCCCUCUCAUGCCUUCCCCCUCUCAUGCAUUCCCCCUCGCAUGCCUUCCUCCUCGCAUGCCUUCCCCCUCUCAUGCCUUCCCCCUCUCAUGCCUUCCCCCUCGCAUUCCUUCCCCCUCGCAUUCCUUCCCCCUCUCAUGCCUUCCCCCUCUCAUGCCUUCCCCCUCUCAUGCCUUCCCCCUCUCAUGCCUUCCCCCUCUCAUGCCUUCCCUCUCUCAUGCCUUCCCCCUCUCAUGCCUCCCCCCUCUCAUGCCUUCCCCCUCUCAUGCCUUCCCCCUCUCAUGCCUUCCCCCUCGCAUGCCUUCCCCCUCGCAUGCCUUCCCCCUCGCAUGCCUUCCCCCUCUCAUGCCUUCCCCCUCUCAUGCCUUCCCCCUCUCAUGCCUUCCCCCUCUCAUGCCUUCCCUCUCUCAUGCCUUCCCCCUCUCAUGCCUCCCCCCUCUCAUGCCUUCCCCCUCUCAUGCCUUCCCCCUCUCAUGCCUUCCCCCUCUCAUGCCUUCCCCCUCUCAUGCCUUCCCCCUCUCAUGCCUUCCCCCUCUCAUGCCUUCCCCCUCUCAUGCCUUCCCCCUCUCAUGCCUUCCCCCUCUCAUGCCUUCCCCCUCUCAUGCCUUCCCCCUCUCAUGCCUUCCCCCUCUCAUGCCUUCCCCCUCUCAUGCCUUCCCCCUCGCAUGCCUUCCUCCUCGCAUGCCUUCCCCCUCUCAUGCCUUCCCCCUCUCAUGCCUUCCCCCUCGCAUUCCUUCCCCCUCGCAUUCCUUCCCCCUCUCAUGCCUUCCCCCUCUCAUGUCUUCCCCCUCGCAUGCCUUCCCACUCGCAUGCCUUCCCCCUCGCAUGCCUUCCCCCUCGCAUGCCUUCCCCCUCUCAUGCCUUCCCCCUCUCAUGCCUUCCCCCUCUCAUGCCUUCCCCCUCUCAUGCCUUCCCCCUCUCAUGCCUUCCCCCUCUCAUGCCUUCCCUCUCUCAUGCCUUCCCCCUCUCAUGCCUCCCCCCUCUCAUGCCUUCCCCCUCUCAUGCCUUCCCCCUCUCAUGCCUUCCCCCUCUCAUGCCUUCCCCCUCUCAUGCCUUCCCCCUCUCAUGCCUUCCCCCUCUCAUGCCUUCCCCCUCUCAUGCCUUCCCCCUCUCAUGCCUUCCCCCUCUCAUGCCUUCCCCCUCUCAUGCCUUCCCCCUCUCAUGCCUUCCCCCUCUCAUGCCUUCCCCCUCUCAUGCCUUCCCCCUCUCAUGCCUUCCCCCUCUCAUGCAUUCCCCCUCGCAUGCCUUCCUCCUCGCAUGCCUUCCCCCUCUCAUGCCUUCCCCCUCUCAUGCCUUCCCCCUCGCAUUCCUUCCCCCUCGCAUUCCUUCCCCCUCUCAUGCCUUCCCCCUCUCAUGCCUUCCCCCUCGCAUGCCUUCCCCCUCGCAUGCCUUCCCCCUCGCAUGCCUUCCCCCUCGCAUGCCUUCCCCCUCUCAUGCCUUCCCCCUCUCAUGCCUUCCCCCUCUCAUGCCUUCCCCCUCUCAUGCCUUCCCUCUCUCAUGCCUUCCCCCUCUCAUGCCUCCCCCCUCUCAUGCCUUCCCCCUCUCAUGCCUUCCCCCUCUCAUGCCUCCCCCCUCUCAUGCCUUCCCCCUCUCAUGCCUUCCCCCUCUCAUGCCUUCCCCCUCUCAUGCCUUCCCCCUCUCAUGCCUUCCCCCUCUCAUGCCUUCCCCCUCUCAUGCCUUCCCCCUCUCAUGCCUUCCCCCUCUCAUGCCUUCCCCCUCUCAUGCCUUCCCCCUCUCAUGCCUUCCCCCUCUCAUGCCUUCCCCCUCUCAUGCCUUCCCCCUCUCAUGCCUUCCCCCUCUCAUGCCUUCCCCCUCUCAUGCCUUCCCCCUCUCAUGCAUUCCCCCUCGCAUGCCUUCCUCCUCGCAUGCCUUCCCCCUCUCAUGCCUUCCCCCUCUCAUGCCUUCCCCCUCGCAUUCCUUCCCCCUCGCAUUCCUUCCCCCUCUCAUGCCUUCCCCCUCUCAUGCCUUCCCCCUCUCAUGCCUUCCCCCUCGCAUUCCUUCCCCCUCGCAUUCCUUCCCCCUCUCAUGCCUUCCCCCUCUCAUGCCUUCCCCCUCGCAUGCCUUCCCCCUCGCAUGCCUUCCCCCUCGCAUGCCUUCCCCCUCGCAUGCCUUCCCCCUCUCAUGCCUUCCCCCUCUCAUGCCUUCCCCCUCUCAUGCCUUCCCUCUCUCAUGCCUUCCCCCUCUCAUGCCUCCCCCCUCUCAUGCCUUCCCCCUCUCAUGCCUUCCCUCUCUCAUGCCUUCCCCCUCUCAUGCCUUCCCCCUCUCAUGCCUUCCCCCUCUCAUGUCUUCCCCCUCUCAUGCCUUCCCCCUCUCAUGCCUUCCCCCUCUCAUGCCUUCCCCCUCUCAUGCCUUCCCCCUCUCAUGCCUUCCCCCUCUCAUGCCUUCCCCCUCUCAUGCCUUCCCCCUCUCAUGCCUUCCCCCUCUCAUGCCUUCCCCCUCUCAUGCCUUCCCCCUCUCAUGCCUUCCCCCUCUCAUGCCUUCCCCCUCUCAUGCCUUCCCCCUCUCAUGCCUUCCCCCUCUCAUGCCUUCCCCCUCUCAUGCCUCCCCCUCUCAUGCCUCCCCCCUCUCAUGCCUCCCCCCUCUCAUGCCUCCCCCCUCUCAUGCCUCCCCCCUCUCAUGCCUCCCCCCUCUCAUGCCUCCCCCCUCUCAUGCCUUCCCCCUCUCAUGCCUUCCCCCUCUCAUGCCUUCCCCCUCUCAUGCCUUCCCCCUCUCAUGCCUUCCCCCUCUCAUGCCUUCCCCCUCUCAUGCCUUCCCCCUCUCAUGCCUUCCCCCUCUCAUGCCUUCCCCCUCUCAUGCCUUCCCCCUCUCAUGCCUUCCCCCUCUCAUGCCUUCCCCCUCUCAUGCCUUCCCCCUCUCAUGCCUUCCCCCUCUCAUGCCUCCCCCCUCUCAUGCCUUCCCCCUCUCAUGCCUUCCCCCUCUCAUGCCUUCCCCCUCUCAUGCCUCCCCCCCAAAUAUUUGGGCAGCUAUGCACCCUGUGCGUGCCCACCUGCCUGUGCGUGCCCACCUGCCUGUGCGUGCCCACCUGCCUGUGCGUGCCCACCUGCCUGUUCGUGCCCACCUGCCUGUGCGUGCCCACCUGCCUGUGCGUGCCCACCUGCCUGUGCGUGCCCACCUGCCUGUGCGUGCCCACCUGCCUGUGCGUGCCCACCUGCCUGUGCGUGCCCACCUGCCUAUGCGUGCCCACCUGCCUGUGCGUGCCCACCUGCCUGUGCGUGCCCACCUGCCUAUGUGUGCCCACCUGCCUGUGUGUGCCCACCUGCCUGUGCGUUUCUCUCUGGCAGCGACUCCUUUCUGGUGACGGAGGGAUCAACACUGGGCAUGGUGGCGGCGGGACUGGCGGGCGUGUUGUUUUGAGGCGCCUCACAACAUGCUCACCUGCCUGUGCGUGUCCCUCCACCCCUCUGCACGUUGUGCCCGCUUGCUUGUGCUCACUUGCCUGCCAGCGACUCGUUCCUGGUGACGGAGGGGUCAACACUAGGCAUGGUGGCGGCGGGACUGGCGGGCGCCACGCCUUACAUGAUGAACGUCAUGCUCGACACCUCCACCGGCCAUGA